Messenger RNA from Chara braunii, 1361 nucleotides. NCBI's taxonomy places the organism in Eukaryota, Viridiplantae, Streptophyta, Charophyceae, Charales, Characeae. The record is from the annotation of a GenBank genome assembly.
GACGCCGGAUGAUUACGAUGAGAUAGACCGAGACCGCAGAGAUCGCGAGCCGUUUGCACGAGCAAGGAGGCUGGAUGAUUACCCGCGAAGCCCUCGCUAUGAGGCCGAUCGGGGUAGAGGCGACUCCCACGGCCGAUGGGAGACAAAUCAGGGCCGACGAGAUGGAUGUAGGGACGACAGAUGCGAGAGGUCAAGUCGAGAUGGCUACGGAGGAGGUAGGUAUGAAAGAGGAGAUCGGGACUGGGAACGAUGAGAUGGGUCGCGCGGACGGUUUGAGCGCGAGGGAGAUGCGAGAGAGCAGCGCGAUGAGUCGCGGGGGUGGUACAACCGAGGGGACCGACGCGAUGAGACACGAGGGCGAUAUGACUCGGGGGACCGCCGGAAUGAUUCGCGAAGGCAGUAUGAGCAAGGAGGAUCAGGAGGAGACCGCCGCAACGAUUCCCAGGAGUUCGAUCUCGAGGAGCGCAGGCGACAGACCAUCUACUCCCAGGAACUCAUGCGUUAUUUGUAGAGGAGAAGAUCAUAUCAAGAGGGAUUGCCCGGACCUCAAACGAGCAAUAGAUCAGGGGCUUGUCGUGCUUGACGACCGCAAGUACGUCAAGUGGGCAGAUGGUCUGGGAGAUGUAUCGAUGUUCCCUUCGAUGAAGGAGAAUGUCGAAGCAAGGAGAGUAAAGCCGAGUAAAGAAAAUGAGUCGGUUAGGAGCCAGAGUAUCAAGAUAACCUUUGAGGGGGAUAUGGCGACCACACCCAUAAGGGUGGCAGCCACCAAGUUGGCGAGAGAGUCUACAUCGAAGAAGACUGACACGGAUUACGUGAUGACGGAGAAGGACGGGCAGCGGGUCGAUGGAGAGGAGGUUAUCCUUUCGCCGCGAAGGAGGGGAGUGAAGAAGUUCUUAAUGAAGAGUUCGCUAGACACGAUUGACACGGUCGAGCCACUGAGGCAGACCCUUCCGCAACCCAUGCAGUGCUCUAUUCUGGAGCACCUAGCGGCAUCGAAGCCGGCUCGUGAUGAGUUACAGAUGAUCACGCGAAAAACUCGCAUACCUCUAUCGGAGGAGGGUCAGGGGGCCCCUAAGGCGGAAGCUCCUACAGUAGCAGUAACGGGGGUGAUUGCCAGAGCGGAUCGCAUGGCGACAGUCCUUCUCGUAGGAAUGGAAGGUGUGCCUCCAGACAAGUUUUAUAUACUUGGUAGCGGGGCCGUGGAGACGAUUAUAAACGAUGGAGCGAUACUCGAUGCUGUGAUCGAUAACGACAGUGAGACUGUCAUCAUAGACGAGGACCUGGCAGUACAGGUUGGACUGGGCCUCGAUAGGUAAUACCUAUUCGAGAUAGAGACGGCUGAUGGGAGAAAGCAACAGAUC